Messenger RNA from Punica granatum (pomegranate), 1158 nucleotides. The record is from RefSeq and is a predicted model, not a curated record. NCBI's taxonomy places the organism in Eukaryota, Viridiplantae, Streptophyta, Magnoliopsida, Myrtales, Lythraceae.
CGAGGUCGGUAGCGCAUUAAAUCUUAUUCGCCUGCUGGGAAUGGCAUUCCCUUCUUCACGGGAGGACUAAAACGGACAGACAGCAGAACAGACAGCCAACACAAAACAACAGUCCCAUCCUCGAAUCCGACGCAGAGCAGAGCAGAGGAGAGCCCUUUCUUCUUCUUCUUCUUCUUCUUCUUCUUCUUCUUCUUCUUCUUUGUCUUCUGACGAAGGGAGUGGGGAAGAUUUGAUAACCGAGCAAAGGGUGAGAAAUGGGCGCCUCAGAAUCAGUCCCCGAGAAAUCAAUCCACGAGUUCACUGUCAAGGAUAUCAGGGGCAAGGACGUGCAGCUCAGCACUUACAGAGGCAAAGUUCUUCUCGUGGUCAAUGUCGCUUCCAAAUGUGGCUUUACUGACUCCAACUACACCCAGCUCACCCAACUCUACAACAAAUACAAAGAGAAAGGUCUUGAGAUUUUAGCAUUUCCUUGCAACCAAUUCCUGAGGCAAGAGCCUGGAACAAGUGAGGAGGCACAGGAAUUCGCUUGUACAAGAUACAAGGCCGAAUACCCAAUAUUCAAGAAGGUGCGAGUGAAUGGACCUGAUGCAACUCCAGUGUAUAAGUUCCUUAAAUCAAAUGCAAGUGGAUUUCUUGGUUCUAGAAUAAAAUGGAACUUCACUAAGUUCCUGGUCAACAAGGAAGGGCAAGUCAUCAAGCGCUAUGGUCCAACUACCAGCCCAUUAGCUAUUGAGGCGGACAUAAAGAAGGCAUUGUGAGAGGGAUGAAGCACAUGAUUUUGCCAGAACAGAGCUUGAGUAAAAGAUGUGUUAAAAAAAAGUGUGCAAGAGAGUUGUAAUUGCUGCUAGUUUGGUCAAACUCUUGCCUUGUUUUGGUUUGGCGUGGGGAUAUACUGGCUUGUCGCGGAGCUUUCGUACUCUGUGGUGUCUGUAUUAUAUGUAUAUCUCGUCUUGUCAAUCUUGGGAUGAUGAGUAGAAAGGCCUUUGUAUGAUUCUGUUUUCAAUUGAACACUGCAGAAUGGACUUAGGAUUUUGUCAGAAAUAAUGUUCUUGUUCAUAAAAUCAUCAGUAGGAAACAGAAAAGGUCGAGUUUUUGUGUGUACAACAAAUGAUUACUCAUUCUAUUACUUUAUUGUACCUCAAAGGCUUGUACUGUUUA